Odobenus rosmarus divergens (Pacific walrus) is the source of this 1306-nucleotide messenger RNA. RefSeq names its product tRNA 5-methylaminomethyl-2-thiouridylate methyltransferase (gene TRMU). Gene Ontology annotation, cellular component: mitochondrion. The record is from RefSeq and is a predicted model, not a curated record. Lineage: Eukaryota; Metazoa; Chordata; Mammalia; Carnivora; Odobenidae. The transcript is spliced from 11 exons. Gene Ontology annotation, biological process: tRNA wobble position uridine thiolation. Gene Ontology annotation, molecular function: sulfurtransferase activity. Bases 41 to 1306 code for a protein of 421 amino acids.
GAAGCGGUGGCAGAGGCCGCGGGAGGUUGGUGGUGAGCUGAUGCAGGCUGCGCGGCACGUCGUGGUCGCCCUGUCCGGCGGGGUGGACAGCGCCGUGGCCGCGCUACUGCUGAGGCGGAGAGGCUACCAAGUGACAGGGGUGUUCAUGAAGAACUGGGACACGCUGGAUGAACAUGGAGUUUGCACUGCUGACAGAGACUGUGAAGAUGCUUAUAGAGUUUGCCAGAUCCUAGACAUCCCUUUCCACCAAGUGUCCUAUGUGAAGGAGUAUUGGAAUGACGUGUUCAGUGAUUUCUUAAGUGAAUAUGAAAAAGGAAGGACUCCCAAUCCUGACAUAGUCUGCAACAAGCACAUCAAGUUCAGUUGUUUUUUCCAUUAUGCUGUGGAUAAUCUCGGAGCAGACGCCGUCGCCACAGGUCACUACGCCAGAACCUCACUGGAGGAUGAGGAAGUCUUUCAGCAGAAGCACAUGAGGAGGCCAGAAGGGCUUUUCAGAAAUCGAUUUGAAGUUAGAAAUGCGGUAAAACUUCUUCAAGCAGCUGACAGCUUUAAAGACCAGACCUUCUUUCUCAGCCAGGUUUCCCAAGAUGCCCUGAGGAGAACCCUCUUCCCUCUGGGGGGGCUAACAAAAGAUUUUGUCAAGAAAAUAGCUGCUGAAAAUAGAUUCCAUCACGUGCUUCAGAAGAAGGAGAGCAUGGGCAUCUGUUUCGUUGGUAAAAGAAAUUUUGAAAAUUUCAUCCUUCAGUAUUUACAGCCUCGACCUGGUAAAUUUAUUUCUAUAGAAGACAAUAAAGUUUUGGGAACACACAAAGGUUGGUUCCUGUAUACUUUGGGCCAGAGAGCCAAGAUAGGCGGCUUACGGGAGCCCUGGUAUGUGGUGGAGAAGGACGGCACCAAGGGCGACGUGUUUGUGGCCCCCCGGACAGACCACCCGGCUCUGUACAGGGACCUGCUGCGGACCAGCCGCGUGCACUGGAUCGCAGAAGAGCCGCCCGCCACCCUGGUCCGAGACAAAAUGAUGGAGUGCCACUUCCGGUUCCGCCACCAGAUGGCGCUAGUGCCCUGUGUGCUGACCCUCAAUCAAGACGGCACCGUGUGGGUGACGGCUGUGAAGGCUGUGCGGGCCCUGGCCCCGGGACAGUUUGCCGUUUUCUACAAAGCGGGUGAGUGUCUGGGCAGCGGGAAAAUCCUGCGCUUGGGGCCAUCCGCCUACAUACUCCAGAAGGGCAAGAGCAAGUCCAGAGUGGCCACCGAGGGCCCCGGCAAUGGCCCCAGCGAUGGCCCACGGCUGGGCCCCACGUUCUGA